Molecule: messenger RNA, 2173 nt
Organism: Apis cerana (Asiatic honeybee)
Lineage: Eukaryota; Metazoa; Arthropoda; Insecta; Hymenoptera; Apidae
Gene: Abp1
Product: Actin binding protein 1
Biological process (GO): postsynaptic actin cytoskeleton organization; positive regulation of dendritic spine morphogenesis; neuron projection morphogenesis
Cellular component (GO): lamellipodium; dendrite; cortical actin cytoskeleton
Molecular function (GO): actin filament binding
Source: RefSeq, a predicted model, not a curated record
AGUCUUGAAGAAUUUCAUCAAUAAAGUUUUGUUAAAAUAUGUUUUAAUAAGAUCAUUGUUUUACGGUUGGUAACAGAAGGGCGUUGACAUUUAUCAAAAAGGCAAAACGUGAAGAUGCAUCUGUGACGUUAAUUUGUCAAUAGAAAUUUUAUCAGAUUUGUUGUUAUGGUUGGUUUUUUAUGAAUUAAACGAGAAAGAUGUCAAUUAAUUUAACAAAAAAUAAAGAUGCCUUGGUGGCUGCCUGGCACAGCGUAGUUGACGAUAAAUCGUCUACUAACUGGGCUUUGUUUGGAUAUGAAGGACAAACUAACAAUUUAAAAGUGGUUGGUUCUGGAAAUGGAGGUCUGGAAGAAAUGAUUGAUUCUUUAAAUAGUAGUCAUAUCAUGUAUGCCUUUUGUCGUGUAAUAGACACUAAAACAAGCUUACCAAAAUGUCUUUUAAUAAAUUGGCAAGGAGAAGGAGCACCAAUUGUUAGAAAGGGUACCUGUGCAAAUCAUAUUAGAGAUAUAGAAAAAUUAUUAAAAGGUGCACAUAUAACAAUUACUGCUCGUUCUGAAGAUGAUGUCGAAGUAGAUUCUAUUAUGGAAAAACUUGCUAGAGCAACAGCUUCAGCAUAUAAAUUUAAUGAACCACGUGGUGAAAAUGAAGGUAAUACAGGUCCAGUAGGAACUACAUAUCGCAGAGUAAUUCCUGAACAAGAAAUAAAUGCAACAGAACGUGAUCAAUUCUGGCAAAGGGAGGAAAUGGAGGAGAAAAAAAGAUUAGAACAAGAACGUAUUAAAUGUGAAAAAGAACGACAACGGCUUGAAGAAGAAAUUAGAACUAGAGAAGAAAAAGAAACAUUGCUCAGAGAACAAAAAGUCACUGCCAAAGAAAAUUCAAUAGCGCGACAAAAAUUGGCAGAACAACGUGCCGAAGAGGCGAACAAUUUACGUAAUCAAUUAGCUGCAAGUCAACAUUAUAGCAAUGAUGUUGAUGAUGAUCAUAGAUCACGAAGUGAAGAAUUGCGGCGACAGAGAAGCAAAGAAACGCAACAAUUAAUAGCACAAAGAACAAUAAAUGCACGAGCUGUUUUUGAACAAAAUUCAGCAGCUGGUCAAAUGAAGUCUUCUCCAGUACAACAACAAUAUAUACCGAAGAAUAGUCAUGUAGAAGCAGCUAAAAAAGCAAUUGAAGAAAGUCAACAAAAGGAUGUAUCUCAUACUAAAGUACAGGAAGAAACGAAAAUAGUAAAGAAUAAAACACAUAAUGUUGAUAGUAUAGUAACUACUACUGUUUCAAAUACAUCUUCACCUCCGAAUCAAGUUCAUGAAUCAAAAUUGUCAGAACUAGAGGAAUCUCAGCAAUCAUCAAUGACAAAAGAAGUAGUUACUGAAAAUGAAUUGUACAGUCAAAUGGAUGGUCAGUACUUAUAUUUUGAUCCAAAUAAUGAAGGAAUGAAAGCAAGAGCUUUAUAUGAUUAUCAAGCAGCUGAUGAUACAGAAAUUACAUUUGAUCCUGGAGAUAUUAUUACACACAUAGAUGCUAUUGAUGAAGGAUGGUGGCAAGGUCUUGGUCCUGAUGGUACUUAUGGACUUUUUCCUGCUAACUACGUUGAAGUUAUUGAUUAUAGUACAACAUGAUAAAAACAAUUUUUAUGCAAAUAGUUCUUUUUUCCAAUUAAAUCACACUUGCUUGUUUGCAUAUAAAAAGUGACAUUCAAUAUUCUAAUAAUUUUGCACUUUUUUUCAAUAAAUAACUUACAGUGUUUAGAUGCGACGUAUUUCGACGAAUAUAAAAAAACAAUAAUAAUAUUAAUUAAAAUAAGAGAAUUAUUUAUGUUUUAAAUAAAUGCACAUUCAAUAAUGAAGAAAAUCAAUAUUUCUAAUAAUAAUCACGUAAAAGAUAAAUAUUGUUAAUAUUUUAGCGAACAAGAUUUAAAAAAUUAAUAAUCUUAUAAUGCCACUUCAUAUACAAAUAGCGAAGUACGUCUUCCCAUUCAAUGUCACAAAUUAAAUAAAUUAGUAAACAAAUAUAUCUUUUUAUAACAUUCUACGUCGAAAAUCGAUGCGCUCAUAGAAAUAGCAUAUUUAAUAAUUUAGCAAGUAUCCUUUAAAUAUAUUUACAGGAUGUAAUAAUAACUAUUUAGGAACAUGUUUAAUUGUUUAAACAAUAAAUUAAAUUUGUUAUAGUA